AUGCAGCCCAUCCCGAACUUGCAUCUGCUUUGUGGUGACAAGGAUAUUGUCGGAUUUUACGCAGGAGGUGUCAACGGUGGCAACGGACUUGAUGAUGGGCAUCGAGCUCAUUUACGGCAACUUAUUGAUGACGUAGAACCCAACGUUCCAGGGGAGGCUGGCAGCGAUGACAAUGACGACGAGGUCGUUCAAGCUUGGUUCUCAGAUGAAGAAGGACCUGAGGAUAUAGCUGCAGCGGAUGAAUGGUAA
Mycena citricolor is the source of this 249-nucleotide messenger RNA. The record is from the annotation of a GenBank genome assembly. NCBI's taxonomy places the organism in Eukaryota, Fungi, Basidiomycota, Agaricomycetes, Agaricales, Mycenaceae.